Lottia gigantea (owl limpet) is the source of this 696-nucleotide messenger RNA. RefSeq lists its product as hypothetical. The transcript has a single exon. Lineage: Eukaryota; Metazoa; Mollusca; Gastropoda; Lottiidae. The record is from RefSeq and is a predicted model, not a curated record. Bases 1 to 696 code for a protein of 231 amino acids.
AUGGGCAAGAAAUUCAAACAUUCAGAAAUAUUUCCUAGCAACCCCAUGCUUAUGUGUAUAUGCGAUAGUUCGGGUUCCGGGAAAACUCAUCUCACUUUUAACAUGUUGACAACCCCGAACCUUUUAGAUUUCGAUUCAUUAUAUAUCUACACAACAACACCAGAACAAUCAUAUUAUCAAUUCCUCAAAGCUUUAGAAUAUUUACCCAAGAAAGACGUUCAAGACAUAUUUAAAUAUUAUGAAGACAAUGAAGUGGAAAUAAAAGAUAUCUUAGAUACAUAUAUAAAAGAAAAGAAUCCAUCUUUCAAUCCAUCGGACAUAAAAGUUUUUCUUACGAAAAAUGUUAAUAUUUUAGAUUUGUCUAAAAUUGAUAGUGAGAGAAAGAACUUAAUAGUGUUUGACGACUGUGUAGCACAAAGAAAUCAAGCUGUUCAACAAGAAUUUUUCACGAAGGGAAGACAUCACAACUGUCACUGUAUUUACCAAUCCCAAUCUUUCUACGCAAAUUGUUUUUUAUUAUUCGAAUUGAACGACAGAGACUUGUCUCAAAUCAUUCAGUCGAUAAAUCACGGAAUGGACAGAGACACGUUUAAAAAGGUUUGUAAAGCUCAAUGGGGAAAUCCGGACGAUCAUGGAUAUGUAUUCGUCAAUACCAGAAAACCUGCGGGUGAAAGAGUUAUGAUCGGCAUAUGUUAA